AUGGCACCCGCUGCGGAAACCCCCGAGCAUACAAUUGAAGGAGAUGAGGGCGUGAGCGUCGUCGCCUCUGGCCUUGCCAGCAUCGGCCCACCAACUUUCAAAGACCCCAAAGAAGAGCAACAAUAUUUGAAGGGGAGACUAGCCCUGGCAUUCCGCAUCUUUGCAAAGCUUGGGUUCGAUGAGGGCGUCGCGGGCCACAUCACCGUCAGGGAUCCCAUCGAGCCAACGAGUUUCUGGGUGAACCCAUUUGGCGUAGCCUGGCCCCUAUUAAAGGCGUCAGACUUGAUUCGAGUGAACGCUGAGGGCAAGGUUGUUGAAGGCGGCCCCGUCAGGCUUCUCAACAAUGCCGCAUACAUGAUCCACCACGCUGUUCACACAGCACGCCCCGAGGUCAACUGCGUCGCCCAUUCCCACUCCAUCCACGGCCGAGCCUUCGCCGCUCUCGACCGGCCCCUAGACAUCAUCACCCAAGACUCGUGCGCCUUCUACAACGACCUAGCCCUCUACAGCUCGUUUGGGGGCAUUGUUCUCGGGGAGGAAGAGGGCCUCCGCAUCGCGUUUUGGUUCAUGAGCCUCGAGACGUGCUGUAGGGUCCAGCUGAUGGCCGACGCGGCGGCUGCGGGCCGCGGAGGCCAGACUCUCAAGAUUGCGGACGAGGAUGCGGCGUACACGUAUAAAGCCGUGGGGAGCGAAUUGGCCGGGUGGUUUUCGGCCCAGCCGACGUUCCGAGUCAUGGAGUUGGAGAGCGGGUCUGAGUAUGCCGAAUAA
Messenger RNA from Parascedosporium putredinis, 768 nucleotides. The record is from the annotation of a GenBank genome assembly. NCBI's taxonomy places the organism in Eukaryota, Fungi, Ascomycota, Sordariomycetes, Microascales, Microascaceae.